UCCUUGCUACUGAGAUUAUUUCUCUAUUUUUGUCUCUCUCCACCAUUCAGAGCACUCCUCCACUCCUAGAAAACUCUCCUCAUAUCACCUCCCAUCAUCAUCUCAUCCUUAACACUUUCUCUCCAUCUUCCCUCGUAGCUCUUGCUGUAGAUCUUUCCUCUUUCCUCUUUCCUGUGUUCACCUCCUGAAUUUUUUUAUUCAGGUGUAGCCACAAUUGUACACUUGCUUCUUUUUUUUUUUUUCACGCACACUCUUGCUCUUUCGUUCAUUCAUACAUUCACUAUGCUGAAGCGCAUGUCCAGACGCAGCCGCUCCCUGCUGUCCCUCUGUCUAACCUCUCUGGCCCUGACUCUCUCUGUACUGGCCUUCUGCACCUCCUACUGGUGUGAGGGGACACACAAAGUGGUAAAACCUCUCUGCCUGUCUCCUGUGAAAAUGAAGAACUGUGGCCAGAACAACAGCCAGCCCUUUACCACUGACAGCCCAACUCCAGACCCCAAAAAGCCCGAGUCAAAUGUGACAAUUUCCCCAAAGCAGAAGGAGGAGCAAACCCUAAUGAAGGCAAAGGAGCUGGCCAAUGCAGUCCACUAUAUCUGGGAAACAGGAGAGGACAAAUACAUGCUUCGAUACUUUCACACCGGUUUCUGGCUUUCUUGUGAGAAACACCAUAACGGUCAAGGAGAGAAAUGUCGAAGUUUCAUUGAAUUGACGCCUGGAGAAGCACAAGGGGUUCUUUGGCUCUCCUUGUUCUCAGAGUUCAUGUACAUCACUCUGCUGGCCAUGGGAUUCCUUAUGAUGUGGAUGGAGUUGCUUUUACUUUGCUUAAAUAAGGAGAUGUAUGCACUCAAGAUCAAUGCCUUUGCUGCCAUUUGCACUGUUCUCUCAGGAAUGAUGGGGAUGGUAGCACAUAUGAUGUACACUACAGUAUUUCAGUUGACUGUGAGCAUUGGUCCUAAAGACUGGAGACCGCAGACCUGGGACUACGGCUGGUCAUUCACUCUGGCCUGGAUUUCUUUCAGCUGUUGCAUGGCUGCUGCUGUCUUCACCCUCAACUCCUACACCAAGAUGGUGAUUGAGAUGAAGCACCGCGCUCGUAUUCGUCUGGAAGAAGCUGCCAAUCACGCUCCCCCUUAUGACGAUAUAAUCAUGGCCGAUGCUAGUGGCAGCAUCUACUCCAUCAACCUUCCUCUUCAGCACUGUCAGGAGGGGAAGUUGAUUGACACCAUAUGGCCUUCUAGGAAGGAGUGUCUGCCUGCAGUGAUGAUGGACGGAAUGAACUCGGAGGGACUGGUGCUGUUAGGAAGGUGUGGGACGCAGGGGUGCGAAGACUGCGAGAGAGAGAUAGACAAGAUAAAGGAUGUAUUGGAGAAAGAAGGUGAUGAAGAGGAUGAUGACAUAUGCUGAGAGGACAUGGAUGGAAGGAAGCACAAAAGAAAAAGAGUAGGAAGGGGUGGUGGAAUAGGAUGUGUAUUGGAGCCCUGAAAGGCGA
Molecule: messenger RNA, 1489 nt
Organism: Pangasianodon hypophthalmus (striped catfish)
Lineage: Eukaryota; Metazoa; Chordata; Actinopteri; Siluriformes; Pangasiidae
Exons: 6
Coding region: 283-1404 (373 amino acids)
Cellular component (GO): plasma membrane
Source: RefSeq, a predicted model, not a curated record